Lachancea meyersii CBS 8951 is the source of this 1632-nucleotide messenger RNA. The record is from the annotation of a GenBank genome assembly. NCBI's taxonomy places the organism in Eukaryota, Fungi, Ascomycota, Saccharomycetes, Saccharomycetales, Saccharomycetaceae.
AUGCCCUAUUACAGUCCUCCUAACAUCUUUCGACAGUCGGCAGUUAAAGCUAGAAAGGAAAAUACUCCUAAUACCCCCAAACUAGACACCCGCCGCAGUUCUUGGCAAAACGAUACCACACGGCUAAACUCACCACUUCUUCGACAAGUUUCCGGCGAUAUGAACGAUUACUACACCACGAAACAGCUUCGUAGCGAAUUCUGGACUUUACCUCACCAUGAAGCCGACGCCUCAAGCUUCCUCACGUCGCUCUCCAGCUCCGAUAGUGUAAUAUUGACUUCCAGUAUGGCACCGACCGACAACUUGCAAAUCUUCAGUCUCAAUGUUAACGACAAGGAAACAGCUCAGCUAGCUGAGCUGCAAACAAUCUCAGUGCCCGGCGCACUCAUCACCACUUCCUGCCUUGUUCCGCGAACCAUUGUCAACUCCAAACAGCCCGAUACCCACAACCGGCUACUCUGCUCCGGCCACCAAGACGGAGUUCUAAACUUGAUAUCCACGUCAGAAACCGAAGGCGGUGCCAAAGUCAUCAAAAGAUUCAAUCAUGCCAAAUUUCUCAAGUCCACAAGAACAGAGAGCUUAGAUGCGUUACUUCAGAGCAGAAGAGCUUCGCCAAUUAGAAAAGUUGAUUCGUGGAAUAAUAAAGGGUUCAUAUCCAUAGUCAAUGAAUCUUUAUUCAUCUACGAUUUCAACCAACACAGACUGCCAUUGUAUUUGCAAAGCUUCACAGGCUUGGAGGGUGUACAAGCAAACACCGAAAACCCUAAUCUUUUGUCACUUGUGGGCUCUUGCUUUGGUGCUAGUGGUCUUUCAUUGCUCGAUUUAAGGUGUGCUGGUGGCCAUGGGACACUUUACAGUCCUGACACUAGCGAAAACAACGAUCACAACGUAUCAUCAGCGUCCUGCUGGCUCAAUGAUUACACAGUUGCCAAUACCGUUGGUGAUUGCGUAAAAGUUUGGGAUAUAAGAUCUUCGGGCACCAAAUGCAUUGUCAGAGGACAUAAGGGCUCUGUAAAGUCUCUCAAAUACCAUCGCGAGUCUCAAAGACUUUUCACCUCUGACGAUCAAAACUAUACUCUGGCAUGGGACAUGCAAGAUUUGACCAAUGUGUCUGAGUGUCAUCUGGCCACGGGUUUUCAGAGCAUCUGCGAAGAAAACGUAUCACAAAUAAGACAAUGCGGUAACGUUGUGUCGGGUCCUAAUACCGCAUCCUCACAGACUCUCCAGUCGGGCGUGUGUGGAUAUACGUUACUGGAUACCUAUCAAGAUGGGUCAUUGUUAACUUUAAACUCAAGCGAAUUAGGACUGCAUACAGUUAAAGACGUCAAGAAAUCGCUGGUGCCUUUGAGAAACCCACUUCGAAUCCAGGCUACCACUGAAGAUACUAAUGUCGAGUCAGACAGCACUAUGAACCAAGAUUCUAUUGUUUCCACAUGGGAAAACACAUCUGAUGGCACCAUUGAAGGUGACGAGUUCAAUACCCCGGUGAAGAAUGGGCCACUUAGCCCACUCUUAAUUCAAGAGCACAAGCACAAAGUUCUGAACCCGAGCAUAUACUCACUUAAGGAAUUCGAGUUAAGUGGUUCAACUAUAUAUAAUGAGAAUAUAAUACAUGAGGAGAUCCUCUUGUAA